AUGGAUUCCAGCCAUCAUCACGACGAGCAGUACAACUACGCUCCGCUGCCGUACCAGCACGCUCCCGGCCGCGAGUUUCGGCCGCAGCUUUCGCCCCGCAAGCCUGUGCCUGGCGAUUUGCCCUUGUCGUCCUUGCCUGGAAGCGACCAGCCCCAAGGGCCACCUGUUGUUUUGGCUGUCCCUCCGAGAAACGCCGGCACUCAACGGCCCGGGAUCCUGCGUGUGUGGACGUGGGAGCCCCUGUCUCUCCUCGCGAGCAGCGCGGCCUUUGCCGCCAUUGUCGCCGUCCUGCGCGUCUACGAAAACAAACCGCUCUCGUCGUGGAAAGCGCCCGUCUCCAUCAACACCGUCGUCUCCAUCCUGUCGACCGUCUUCAAGGGCCUGCUCGUGACGCCCAUCUCCAAUGGAAUCAGUCAGCUCAAAUGGCUUUCGUUUGCCGAGACGUCACAACCCUUUGUUCACAUGGAUACGUAUGAUGAAGCGAGCCGAGGCGCCUGGGGAUCUCUGCUGUUCUUGGCUCAACAGCUCCGCGGCAAGAGGCUCUCUCUUAUUGCCAGCCUUGGGGCCUUCAUUGCCCUCAUCACAUUGAUCACCGACCCAUUCUCACAGGCCACAGUAUCCAUCAACAGCUGUACCCUCGCAUCCCCACAGCAAGCAAGUAUCCCACGAUUCAACAACUACGACACCUCCAUCCAUGCGGGCAGCGGGCCGUCUCAGCUAUCUCUGAGCAUGCAGUUUGCCGUUUUGGCAGGCUUGUACAACCCGCCAGCAAACAGCUCUCAGGCUAUCAGCCAGUCAAUCACUUGUCCUACAGGGAACUGCACCUUUCCUGGACCAGUCUCACUGAGCACUCUCACCAUGUGCCACUCGUGCCAGGACAUUUCAAGCUCCAUCGAGAUGAAUGGAUCCAACUACUCUGUGCCGGGCUAUCCUUACCCGCUCUCGAUUUCACCUCUCAGCCAAGGCCAGCUGGGAAACAAUUUCGCGAGCGUUUUCGUGACGAACAUUGCGGGAGAAGGCGGUGCGAAUGACCCGGUACCAUGGGCAGAUGGCGCCUGGAAGAAGACUAGCAUAUUCAACUUUCAAGGCUUGGCUUACACGACCGAGACGCCCGAUUGUGUCGCGCAGGAGAACUGUACCUGGACGCCAAUGGCGUUUGACUGCAGUCUUCGACCGGUAACCAAUGGACGGUACAUCGAAACCGAGCUCUCACGAGACUAUCUGCAUUUCCUCAACGUCAGCACGCCCUUUCAACUGGCCGUGGACAAGGUCUUCAUCGAUGGCGCCUGGAUGGACUGUGCCGGCGAAGAGUCCAGAUCCGACACCAACACCGUCCAGAUUCUCCUCCCCGCGAGCCAAGAUAUCCUCAACACAUCGGCAGAGCCACCGAGCCUCUGGUACCCCCAGGGGUGCACGUUUAGCGUGUCCGCCGGCGCAAUGGGGGCUUUCGGGCUGUAUCUCGGCGGCAUCUUCAGCAAGGCGAAAAUCGUGGGCCAACCGCGCACAGUCACCGGCGAUGCCUGGCUUCAGCAGAUGUGGAACGCGGGGCAAAUGACAAUGGCGUCUGUUGAUACCUUUACAGAAGGCCUAGCUCUGAGCAUCGGGGCUGAGAUGCGGAGAAACGGCAGUCGGAGCAUCGGCGGCGAUGGCGCGCUGCCUGUGGCGUGGACGAGGGCCACUGGACAUGCGCAGGAUACCGAGCCAUGUAUUCGGGUGCAUUGGCCGUUCCUGUCCUUCUUGGCCGCCCUACUCGCUCUGGCGGUGGCUUUUGUGAUUGCGCUGGUUGUGGCAAACCAUGGCAGUGCUGCGUGGCAGGCGGAUUGGAAGUCGUCAACACUGCCCAUGUUGUUCCACGCUAUAAAGGGAAAAGAGAGGUACCGUUUUGAGUCGGACGGAAAUACUACCAAGCAAACAGCGCAGUAUUAUGACAUGGCAAAGGUGGUAGAGGCUCAGCUUGUGGAAGAGAAUGAUGAGUGGGUAUUUUCGGCCAGGAACUAG
Molecule: messenger RNA, 1998 nt
Organism: Cordyceps militaris CM01
Lineage: Eukaryota; Fungi; Ascomycota; Sordariomycetes; Hypocreales; Cordycipitaceae
Exons: 4
Coding region: 1-1998 (665 amino acids)
Source: RefSeq, a predicted model, not a curated record